Rattus rattus (black rat) is the source of this 978-nucleotide messenger RNA. RefSeq names its product UDP-glucuronosyltransferase 1-7-like. Bases 49 to 963 code for a protein of 304 amino acids. Gene Ontology annotation, molecular function: UDP-glycosyltransferase activity. Lineage: Eukaryota; Metazoa; Chordata; Mammalia; Rodentia; Muridae. The record is from RefSeq and is a predicted model, not a curated record. The transcript has a single exon.
AGGAGAGCACAGUCUCAGCAGCUGUCUUGCUUGGUCUGCACUUCUCCCAUGGCUCCUGCAGCCUCUCUUUCUCUCUGUCUGUGCCUGCUGCUGGCCUCUGGCUUUGGGCAUGCAGGCAAGCUGCUGGUGGUGCCCAUGGAUGGUAGCCACUGGUUCACCAUGCAGAUGGUUGUGGAGAAACUCAUUCCCAAAGGGCAUGAGGUCGUGGUGGUUGUUCCAGAGGUGAGUUGGCAACUGGGAAAACCACUGAAUUUUACGGUGAAAACGUAUUCAGUUUCUCACACUCAGGAGGAUUUAAAUCGGGAAUUCAACUUUGUUAUUGACUCUCAGUGGAAAACUCAACAAGAGGGCGGAGUUCUUCCUCUACUGACUAGCCCUGCCAAGGGUUUCUUCGAAUUACUGUUUUCACACUGUAGAAGUUUGUUUAAGGACAAGAAGUUAGUGGAGUACUUGAAGCAGAGUUCGUUUGAUGCUGUGUUUCUGGAUCCUUUUGAUGUGUGUGGCUUAACUGUUGCCAAGUACUUUUCUCUCCCGUCCGUGGUCUUCAGCAGGGGGAUAUUUUGUCACUAUCUUGAAGAAGGCACCCAGUGCCCCAGUCCUCCUUCAUAUGUCCCCAGAGGUAUCUUGAAACUCACAGAUACCAUGACUUUCAACGAAAGAGUGUGGAACCUUCUCUCCUACAUGGGGGAGCAUGCAUUUUGUCCCACUUUUUUCAAAACUGCUACCGACAUUGCCUCUGAAGUUCUCCAGACCCCGGUGACUAUGACAGACCUCUUCAGCCCAGUGUCCAUUUGGUUGUUACGCACAGACUUCAUGUUGGAGUUCCCCAGACCUGUGAUGCCCAAUGUGAUCCACAUUGGAGGGAUCAACUGCCACCAGGGGAAGCCACUUUCCCAGGUACAUUAUCUUUCCUCGCACAUGAAGGGAGGGGCAGCUCUGGGUGAUGAAUUUGUUCCUUACUGAACAGUGGUUGGUCAU